AUCAGCCCUAUCAGUGAAUAUUUUCAAGGAGAAACUGGACCUUCACUGGAAGGCAAUCUGUCAGGAUUAACACAGGUUCACCAACCUACUAUCCUUAUUACUGGAGACUGAAGACUGAAGGAUGACAGCUUGACACUCAAGGUCGUCAAAACGAAAAAGAGGUCAUUUCGGAGCUGAGGUCUACCGCGUCAAGUUUUUAAGUCACGUAUUUUCCAGAUGUCGGGAAACUCAUCACAGUCACAAUGUAUCAUAGAAUCGCUAGACAGUUUUUUCCGGUGUAUAUUAUCUGCUAAGUUAGAUGAUCAAAAAGUUCUGUCAAAUUCGGUACCGCUUAUUGGGAAACUAGUGUUCGCUGAUUCGAAAAUCACUUAUAGUGAAGCACUAUACUUAUUUUGUCGACUUGAACGUGAUUAUGUAUCUCUUGACAUAUUUCCUAAUAGAUCUUUAUUCUCACGAAAAGAGGACUGUUUAGAAUCAUAUAACUCAUUACGUGCUGGUUUUGACAGUGUAUUCAACAAUUCUACUUUGUCAAAUAAUGAGCUUUAUUUUUCUGUAUAUAUGCAAAUCUUAACUGCAUCCAGAGGACAAUUAAUAUCAUUAUAUCGAAAAAUUGCAGAAAAUCCCCUAUUAAUUAUUACAAGCUGUUCGUCACUCAUCAGUUCUCUCAAAAAUAUAUUAAACCAACUUUCAGUUACUGAAAAUGAACUUACCAAAGCAUUUUUCCAUAUAUCUCAAUCAAUCAAACUAGAAGUAGUCAUACUACAUGAAUUGCUUAGUGCUCAAAUUGCAAUAUCAGAUCUCAUGUUUUUGGAAUCUUUGCUUAGUUUAAAUCGAGCAAAAGAUAAUCUAGAUAAACUAGGUAAACUUCUGAACUCUAAAGGUAGUACUUCACCGUGUAAACAGUUACCACUUGUAGCAUGGCUUGAAUGCUUUUACGCUCAUUUGCUUAGUAAAUAUACUUUAUACUGGUUUGAAAUCUUGGUUCGUUCUGCAUCCAAUGUUCACGAAACUGAAGAAACGGCAAACUCAGAAAAUCUGAAUCUGGUUGCUAAUAUUACAAGAUUUCAACGAGAAUCUAAUGCACUAAAUAUCUCAUUAUUAUUCGAUACAACUUGUCAGUCAUUUCCGUUCCUUGGACAUGGUUAUGUUUUGAGAGGUUCUUUUGGUGAUGCACCAAAAGGAAUUGAAAGUAUUCCACCAAUUUUUAAUGCUCCGUUGGGUAGCUCAUUGUCUCCGGUUGAUAUUUACACAAUUGUUAUGCAAAUCAACAGUACUCUUCAUCUUAGUGGUGAUGAUAAAAUUGAUGUUAGUGAAGUUUUAAAGCAACCUCGUUAUGUAUAUGACGAGAAAUUGAAUCAUACAUAUUAUAUUAAAAAAUUAGAAUGUCGUGUAUUUUUAGCUCUGGUUUAUGAAGGUUUGAAAUCCCAUAAAGAUAAAUUAAUUAAUGAAUUCAUAUCAAUGCUUACAGAUACGAUUUGUUUACAUAAAGUAGUCAAUCUGCUGAAACAGCACCGACAACAGUUCUCUUCAUCAUCACCAUCUACUGAUCGAAAAAGUUUACGGUCAUUUUUUUUUCACUGAAUCUCCCUACUGUCCUUUUUUUAUCAAUCUCUAAUCGUUCUAGUCAGAUAAUUUAUACUUUUCAUUAAUCGCUUAUUGCACAGAUGAAGAAUUUUUAAGUGUGACUUUUCUAAAAAAAAAUGAAUAAUAAUUUGAAAUAAAGAAAUAUUAGUUGUAGUCUCUUAUUCAAUAUUCCUUUUGAGUGAAAUAACUUGCCAACUUUGUCUUUGAUAACUGAUAACGGUGCAAAAUUGUGUUUUACGGUACUUAGUUUGUUUCUAGAGGAUUACAUAAACAAGAUUUAAUUCGUAA
This is a messenger RNA of Schistosoma bovis, 1872 nucleotides long. NCBI's taxonomy places the organism in Eukaryota, Metazoa, Platyhelminthes, Trematoda, Strigeidida, Schistosomatidae. The record is from the annotation of a GenBank genome assembly.